AUGUGCACCAUCUGCUGGCCACCCACUACGUUGACUUCGACACAUUGCUCGCCCUCAGACAAACAUGUCGAACUCUGCAUGAUAUUCUCACGCCGCGGCUCGUCCACCGAGUACGGUCAAACUUCGUCAAAGACAGUCUGA
This is a messenger RNA of Cladophialophora carrionii CBS 160.54, 141 nucleotides long. RefSeq lists its product as uncharacterized. Bases 1 to 141 code for a protein of 46 amino acids. The record is from RefSeq and is a predicted model, not a curated record. The transcript has a single exon. NCBI's taxonomy places the organism in Eukaryota, Fungi, Ascomycota, Eurotiomycetes, Chaetothyriales, Herpotrichiellaceae.